This is a messenger RNA of Pediculus humanus corporis (human body louse), 381 nucleotides long. RefSeq names its product class A rhodopsin-like G-protein coupled receptor GPRnna12, putative. The transcript has 2 exons. Gene Ontology annotation, cellular component: membrane. Gene Ontology annotation, molecular function: G protein-coupled receptor activity. Lineage: Eukaryota; Metazoa; Arthropoda; Insecta; Psocodea; Pediculidae. The coding region runs from base 1 to 381 and encodes 126 amino acids. Gene Ontology annotation, biological process: G protein-coupled receptor signaling pathway. The record is from RefSeq and is a predicted model, not a curated record.
AUGCUUGUGAUCGUCGUUGUUUUAUUUGCAUUGUGUUGGCUUCCGCUCCAGGCUUAUAACGUAUUACAGGAUGUUUUUCCAGAAAUUAAUAAAUACAGAUAUAUUAAUAUCGUUUGGUUUUGUUUUGAUUGGCUCGCAAUGAGCAAUAGCUGUUACAAUCCAUUCAUUUACGGAAUAUAUAACGAAAAAUUUAAAAGAGAAUUUCAAAUAAGAUUUCCGGUUUUGCGUGCGCACGGAUCUUCUUCUUCUACUUAUUAUUCCUCGGAAAAUAAUUUAGAAAUGAGAAGGAUUCCAGGACAAUCUCCGAUCCAGACUAAAGUCACGAUAAAAUUAUCCAAAAGGGAUAUCGAUUACGGACGUAAAAAAAAUUUCGGAAGGUAA